UGCUCGCCUCUAGGUUGAGGAAGUUGGGCUCUGGGCGGAUAAUUCUGGUACUGGCCGUGUUUUUGCCGAAGGGUUUACCAAGCGACGGCGACUUUUUGGUCGUUUAUCUUUUCUUUAAAAUAAAAGACACCUUCAACUCACGUUGUUGGGAACUACAAGGGGAACUGCGACCGGUUAGUUGCUUUUAGUUUUUCGGUGGAGUCUUCAGGUUUUACCCCGUGGCGAUCUUAUUUUUACGUGGAGCUGCAAGUUGAAAUCGUGGCACUGUAUCGCUUUACGGGAAGGAAGGAACAUUCCGCUGGUCCCGGGGCUGCUGCGUGCGAGUCAGGGAUGCAUUUGGAGCGCUUCAGCCGAAGUCAUUAGACAGAUGGGCAUACUGAGUCUGAAGCACCAUGAAGGUGCAGCAGAUUGCAGGACUUUAAAACGAAGUGACAUUUUGAAGCAUUGAAGAAAAAGACGGAGGAUACAGAGGUGAGAAAAAGAAAGGAACAGCUAUCUUAACCAAGAAUCAAGAGAGGACAUUUGUGAAGAAUCUCGCAAAACAACGGACUUUCAUGCUUUAGAAGAAGAUUGACACUGUUUUUGUGCUUGUUGGAUUUCUUGCUUUUAGCGAAUCCUUAAAGUUCCCUAUACAUCUUACUUCAGGGAGUAUAAGAAAACAAAACAGCCUUGCUUUGUAAAGCUGACAGGUUUGACAGAGGUUUGUUAAUUUUGGUACAUUUGGAUUAAUAAUUUAAGUCAUCAACAUGAGUGCAGAAGGAUACCAGUACAGAGCACUUUAUGACUACAAGAAGGAAAGGGAGGAAGAUAUUGAUUUGCAUCUGGGAGACAUAUUGAUUGUGAGUAAGGGUGCGUUGCUGGCUCUUGGGUAUGGUGACGGUUUUGAAGAGAAGCCUGAUGAAAUAGGCUGGCUGCAUGGCUUCAAUGAAACAACGCAGGAAAAGGGUGACUUUCCUGGAACCUACGUUGAGUUCAUAGGGAAGAAGAGAAUUUCACCCCCAACACCAAAACCUAGGCCCCAAAGACCUCUGCCUGUUGCACCGGGGCCAACGAAAGCGGAUUCGGACUCGGAACAGGCACUGUUGGAUCUCACCGAGCAGUUUUCCCCACCUGAAUUAGCUCCACCCAUUCUGGUGAAAUUAGUGGAAGCCAUUGAGAGGAAAGGUUUGGAUUGUCCCACCCUUUAUAGAAACUUUGGCUCAUGUAGUGGACUUGAAAUCAGGCAAUGCUUUGAAAGUGCAGAUCCUUGUGCCGUAGACUUGGAUCAGUUUGACCUGCAGACCUUGUGUGAUGGCCUCCGAAGGUACCUUCAGGAUCUGCCCCAUCCUGUUGUACCAGUCUCUGUUUACAGUGAAAUGGUACAUGUAGCCCAAGAGGUGCAUAACCCAGAAGAGUGUGCUCUGUUGCUGAGGAGAAUUGUCCAGUCACCUAAUGUGCCUCAUCAGUAUUGGCUCACACUUCAGUAUCUGAUCAAGCAUUUCUGCAGAGUUUGUCAAAAUACUGGCAAAAAUCUGCUUAGUGCAAGAGUUCUUGGAGACGUUUUUAGCCCUCUGGUUUUCAGACACCAAGCAGCAAGCUGUGAUGCUAGCCCAGAAUACCACAUAAGGAUCAUAGAAGUCUUUAUCACCAGUGAAUGGAAUGAAAGUCAGGCUGCUCCAGCACUGCCUCCAAAACCGCCGAAGCCUGCCCCUGUCACAAACAACGGUAUGAACAACAACAUGUCUCUACAAGACGCUGAAUGGUACUGGGGAGAUAUUUCAAGGGAGGAAGUCAAUGAAAAGCUGAGAGAUACAGCUGAUGGUACGUUUUUGGUGCGAGAUGCCUCUACGAAAAUGCAUGGAGACUACACACUGACAUUGAGGAAAGGAGGCAACAACAAGCUUAUUAAAAUCUUCCAUCGGGAUGGGAAGUAUGGUUUCUCUGAUCCCCUGACUUUCAACUCUGUGGUCGAGCUUAUAAACCACUACCGCCAUGAGUCGUUGGCCCAGUACAAUCCCAAACUCGAUGUGAAACUGCUUUAUCCAGUGUCUAAACACCAGCAGGAUCAGGUGGUGAAAGAAGACAACGUUGAAGCAGUUGGUAAGAAGCUGCAUGAGUAUCACCAGCAGUACCAGGAAAAGAAUAAAGAAUAUGAUCGACUUUAUGAAGAAUAUACACGAACUUCACAGGAAAUUCAAAUGAAAAGGACAGCAAUUGAAGCCUUUAAUGAAACGAUCAAAAUAUUUGAAGAGCAGUGCCAAACACAAGAGCGGUACAGCAAAGAAUACAUUGAGAAAUUCAGAAGAGAGGGAAAUGAGAAAGAAAUCCAGAGGAUCAUGGUGAACUAUGAGAAGCUGAAGUCUCGCAUCAGUGAGAUAGUCGACAGCAAGCGGCGCCUGGAGGAGGACUUGAAGAAGCAAGCGGCUGACUACCGGGAGAUUGACAAGAGGAUGAACAGCAUCAAACCAGACCUCAUCCAACUCAGAAAGACCAGAGACCAAUAUCUGAUGUGGUUGACCCAAAAGGGUGUUCGACAGAAGAAACUAAACGAGUGGCUGGGAAUCAAAAACGAAACGACCGAAGACCAAUACUCUAUGGUGGAAGAUGACGAAGACCUGCCUCAUCACGACGAGCGCUCGUGGAAGCUGGGAAAUAUUAACCGGGUCCAGGCGGAGGCCCUGCUCCGCGGGAAGCGGGAUGGAACAUUCCUUGUUCGGGACAGCAGCAAGCAAGGCUGCUUUGCCUGCAGUGUCGUCGUCGAUGGGGAAGUGAAGCAUUGCGUCAUCAACAAAACACCUACGGGAUAUGGAUUUGCAGAGCCCUACAACUUGUACAACUCCCUAAAAGAACUGGUUCUGCACUACCAGCACACAUCACUUGUACAGCACAAUGACUCUUUGAAUGUCACGCUAGCAUACCCUGUGUAUGCACAUCAGAGGCGAUGAACACUUUGUACAGCAUCUGGGACUUGAGAAGGAAGGAGGGCCUCUAGGAAAUGCAUUGCAGAAUCAAGCUCUGGAGUUGUGGAGCUCAGUUUGUGCUCUACAGGACUUAACGGAGCAUUGUACACAUUUCAGUGGCAGAAAGACAAUGGGCAGUGUUGAGCUGUGAAUGUAAUUUUCUUUCACUUGUGCUUAUGGAAGAAGCACAAAUCAGCUGGGGACUGCUGAACUAUCUCCUGCUCUGAGGACAGAGGCCUUUUCUUAAUGGUGCUUGUUUACAUUCUUUUCAAAGCUUUACCAGCUGGAAUGUCAAACGCUGAAACCCUAGGGUGCAUCUUUUUUGUACAGGUCUUUUUCCCUUGUGCAUUUGGCUUUUUAUUUUGUGUGUGUGCGCACGGAUGCGUGUGUGCGUUUGUGUAUGUGUGUGAGACCUGAACACCCAGGUUCAAAGACCUGUGUCGGUUUUGGGGGUUGCCCUGUACACUUGGUCCAUACACUCUUGUUAAGUGUUCAUGAACAAUCCUUGGAUGAGCUGAUAAUGUAGCAAGAUGGCACUUUUUCCCAACUGAAAAUCUUUCUGGAAAGGACUUUCAUACAAAGGUAUUGCAGCAGAAAAGAAGACACUCAUUUGCAAGAUCCUUAGCUUUGUUCUCCUUGGGAAGCAUUAGAGUUGAUGUAGGCUGGGGUUUGGAAUACAGUAUGAAGAGAAGCAGGACUUAACGAAAUGGACACAGUAUAUCAUACUAUAUUGUACAUAUUUAAAGGAGGACAUGCAUCAAAAAAGUGAUGAAAUCUACAAUACCAAACUAAGUUUAGUUCCUUUUCAGUUUAAUGCUAAUUUCUGCUAUGCAAUGCUAUCAUCUUUUGUUUUCUUAAAGCUGUUUUAUUUUACAUGUACCAAUAAUAUAAGCUUGUUUUUAUUGCUUGAAGUUUUUUUUCCUCCAUGUUGUCUAUAUCCAAGGGGAUAAGUGUCCAGUGGCAAAACAUGUAAUUGGUUUAAAUAUUUUAAGUAAAAAUACUUAAUUGCAAAAUUACAAUAUUUGAGAAUGGAUCUGUAGUCCAGAGUAAAGCUUAAGUAUUUUUUUUGUUUUUAUUUCAAAGUUGUGUUCUCUUAGGCAGAGCCUAAUGAGUUUUUGAAAGCUGCUUCAGUCCAUUAAAUAUAAAUUUUGUUUCAAAGAGCCGCCCCAAAUGAUUCUCAGUGAUUCAGUUUUAAAAUUAUAGUAUAUUCCGCACUGCUGCGGAUGGGAAAAGAUAAAAUGGAAUAUUCUAAUUAGAUGUUUGUCUGAUGUGACAAGCUGCCUAGUUUUCAUGUACUGUAUGACCUGUCAACCGAAGCAUUUUUUUUAAGGUUUGGACUCAAAAAAACAUGGUGUGUUGGAAUUUAGCAAAUGUAAAUGAUUAUUUAGUAGAUUAAAUGUUGCUUUCUCAUUCCUAGUUCACAUAGUAUUUUUUCUGUAUCAGAAAAUCCCUUAAGAGUGUUUACAUGGAUGGAAAGAAAUACUUUAUUCCUGAAAUUUGUUGUUCAGUUCCAUGCUAUGCUUAUUCAAAUUAGUUCUGUUUGGAGAAAAAGUACCAAAAGUUUAUGUAGCUGCCAACAUAUGGUUUUCCAUUGCAUCCUCAGUGUAGAGCAGUGGUUAGGACAUUGGACCCAUAACUGGAAGGUUGUGGGUUAAACUGGAAGGGACACUGCUGUUGUACCUUGAGAAAGGUAUUUCUCUCCAGUUGUGUCAGGAGAAAUUCCUAGCUCUGGAAAUGGGUGCACAUGUAUGUUGCUUGGAUAAAAGCGUCAGCCAAAUUUUAAACAAAAAUAUCACUGCAAUGUUAUUAUUGAUAGCAUUUUGAUCAUUUUCAUCCAACACAUGGUUUCUUUUUUGUUUAGCCAAACUAAUAAUACUGAAAUUUUUCUUGUCCAUGGAGUUUACCUUUAAUACUUUAUACUGUUACAUUUUAUUAACAGACCUCUCGAAACUUAAUGGUUUCAAAAGAAGCUUUUUGUUGACAUGGAAUAUCUAUUAUGACAAUACAUAACAUCAGACAGUCAGUCAUACAAUGUGUGGAGAGCUAAAGAAUUUAUUUCAGAAAAGUUUUAAUUUUGUCUUCAGUGUUAUAAAAAAUCUCUGCUGUUUUGCUUUUCACCAACCUGUCACAGAUUUUACUGUCAUGAAUAUCUGGAAUUAAACACUUUGAUUUUAAAAUUG
Lepisosteus oculatus (spotted gar) is the source of this 5119-nucleotide messenger RNA. It is a transcript of the gene pik3r1, whose product is annotated as phosphoinositide-3-kinase, regulatory subunit 1 (alpha). Lineage: Eukaryota; Metazoa; Chordata; Actinopteri; Semionotiformes; Lepisosteidae. Gene Ontology annotation, biological process: phosphatidylinositol phosphate biosynthetic process; insulin receptor signaling pathway. The record is from RefSeq and is a predicted model, not a curated record. Gene Ontology annotation, cellular component: phosphatidylinositol 3-kinase complex. Gene Ontology annotation, molecular function: protein binding; 1-phosphatidylinositol-3-kinase regulator activity.